UUGUCCUACCUCUUUCUUCGAUCCAAAUUACCGCUCCUACGAUUCGACGUGGUUUUUUAGUGAUCACCAACCCCCCUGCUCGAGAAAGUAGUGAGGAAUUUCGAUCCAAAUUACCGCUCCUACGAUUCGACGUCGUUUUUCAGUGAUCACCAACCCCCCUGCUCGUGAAAGUAGUGAGGAAACAGACCCAAGUUGAACUAAAGGUUGAGAAAGAAAAGAAAGACGGCGACGGCGUGUACCUCCUCUUCAAGUGACACGAGCAAGCGAUCUGAGUCCCCCUAGGAGAGGACGAGAGGCAGAGAGAAGAGGGAGUUCAAAGACGCAGAGAGAAGAGAGAUUUCAGAGACGCGGAGAGAAGAGGGAGCAGGCUGAUUUUUGUUGUGUGCAAUGGUGUUCCUUCAUCUAUAGAUGGUUUGUGGUGAGCAGUAGCCAUGGAAAUAGAGGGGGGAGCAGGAGGAGGAGGGCAGCCGCAGAAGCUGCAGUGCGUUGGGAGGCUGCAGGUAGCCAAGCAUAAACAAAUCGGUUUCGUUUGCGGAACACUGCCCGUCCCCACUGAUGAUACCUUCAUCUCUUCUCUGGUUCGCUCCUCCCACUCCCAAAAGGUAAGGGCUCCUCGUUACAGAGUGCUUCCUACAGAGACGGAUCUCAAUUAUCCUCCCCUGAUCCCAAACAUCCCUGAGAAAGUCUUUCCUCUGACCUCUGUUGGGAACAGGGCCGGAGAUCUACAGUGGGAAAGUUGUCCCAUCAAUCAACCUUUGGCAAGGAAAUGCGAGACACUUGCAGUCACUGGUCUUGCUGAGUAUGGAGAUGAGAUAGAUGUGGUUGCUCCAGUAGAUAUUUUGAAACAGAUUUUUAAGAUACCUUACUCCAAGGCGCGUAUAUCCAUUGCUGUUCAUCGCAUUGGGCAGACUCUUAUUUUGAAUACUGGACCUGAUGUGGAAGAAGGAGAAAAUUUGGUUAGAAGGAGAAAGAACCAAGCGAAAGGUGGUGAUCAAUCACUGUUCUUAAAUUUUGCAAUGCAUUCAGUGAGAGCAGAGGCUUGUGAUUGCCCCCCUGCACGAGAUACAUCUUCUGAUGAUCAAGAAAACCCCACUAUUUUGCCUCAACAGUUUGAAGAAAGGGAUGACUUCUUUACCUCUUCUAUAAACCAGGCUCAAUAUGAUGCUUUUCAUUCACAAAAUGUUGAUUGUAAUGUGGCUGAUACUCAUGCCAAUGGGUUUAAUUUCAACGAAGACUAUUCACAGGGGAAUCAUGCCAACUUUUCUCUGAGAGGUAGGCAUCAGAAGCGAGGUAGUAAACAUGGUGCUCUCAAGGAAACGUCCCAAUUUGGUGAGAGGUCCAGGUCUCCAAUCCAAGAGUCAGAGAAGCAUAGAAGAGUUGGCAACGAUGGCUUUUUAAGGGUUCUAUUUUGGCAGUUUCACAACUUCCGCAUGCUUUUGGGCAGUGACUUAUUUUUGUUUAGCAAUGAAAAGUAUGUAGCUGUUAGCCUGCACUUGUGGGACAUCGGACGACAGAUUACUCCAUUAAUGUGGCUUGAAGCCUGGCUUGACAAUGUUAUGGCAAGUGUGCCUGAGUUGGCCAUUUGUUAUCAUCGAAAUGGUGUUGUUCAAGGGUAUGAACUCCUGAAAACAGAUGACAUUUUCUUACUCAAGGGUAUUGCUGAAGAUGGAACAACUUCAUUUCAUCCUCAAGUUGUCCAACAGAAUGGCUUAUCGGUGUUGAGAUUUCUUCAAGAUAACUGCAAACAAGAUCCUGGCUCCUAUUGGCUAUUCAAAAGUGUAGGAGAGGAUGUAAUUCAACUUUUCGAUCUUUCUGCUCUGCCAAAGAAUCAUUCACCAGAUGAUCAAGAUAAAAGUUGUAAUUCAUUGCCUUCAAUGAUGCAUAAAGGCAGAAGAGAUGCAUUGUUUCAACUGGGAACUCUUCUUUAUAGGCUUGCUCAUAAGCUUUCACUGUCAAGGGUUCCUAACAAUAGGUCCAAAUGUGCCAAACUAUUCCAACAAUGUUUGGAGUUCCUGGAUGAGCAGGAGCAUCUGGUGGUUCGAGCAUUUGCACAUGAGCAAUUUGCAAGGCUCAUUUUGAAGUGCUACGAUGAACUCAAUUGGAUUUCGGAUUCUGUUCUUGAAGAUUUUGAAGCCACAGUUUGUGAUGUAGAAGAUAAAUCUGCAAAUUUACCACUAGGAGAAACUGACUCAUAUGUUCAAGAGAAGAAACCAUCCCAGAGUGUCAAGAGUCUUCCAUUUAUGAAAAACGCAGAGGAUGUUCGUGAUUCUGUUUCAGAAGCCUAUGGCAAGAUGAAUUUGGAAACACAUGAGGAUGCUGGCAAUAAAGAUUCUGAAUCGUCAAAAGGAAAGAUAUCAAGCAAUAUUAAAGAAACCAUAGCUUGUUCAAUGAGUAAAGAUACCAUGGCUGUGUGCCAGGUCUGUGAAAUCCCACAUAUAAUUCAAACCGUUAGUGAUCCAAUAUCUUCAAAAUUAGCGGCUAUACAUCAUGUUUCUCAAGCUAUUAAAUCUCUCAGAUGGCAGCGCCAGUUACGAGAUUCUGAAGGGAAGCUCGUUGUUCCUAAAAACAAAAUCCAAGAUAGGGCUAAGUCACCAGCUGAAAAAUUUUCUUUAUGUGCAUGUGGUGAUGUUGACUGUAUUGAAGUUUGUGACAUUCGGGAAUGGCUUGCGAAGUCUAAAAUGGAUCACAAGUUAUGGAAACUUGUUCUUUUGCUUGGGGAAUCUUAUUUGGCACUGGGAGAGGCUUACAAAGAUGAUGGGCAGUUGCAUCAAGCUCUUAAGGUUGUGGAAUUGGCUUGCUCAGUGUAUGGGUCUAUGCCUGCUUGUCUAGAUGAUGAACAGUUCAUUACAUCUAUGGUGAGUAAUCCAUCAUCUGUUGCUAAUGCUGCUGACAGAAAUAGGAAAUGGAAUUCAGUACAAGAUGGUGUAUCCAAAUUAGAUAGCAGUUCCAGUGGGGAAGGUCUUCGAGUGGAUAAGUUUCCAUUCAAUCACUUAUUUUGGGCCAAGGCCUGGACACUUGUUGGGGAUGUAUAUGUAGAGUGCAAUAGGAUAAGGGGCAAAGGCGAUUCAAAAUAUUCAUCAAUAAAACAAUCCGAGUAUGAUUUGAGAGUGUCCACGGAAGUUGCUAAGGAGGUUAAAAGGCUCAAGAAGAAGUUGGGGCAGUUUCAGCAAAACUGCAAUAUGUGUUCUCUGAUUAACUGUAGCUGCCAGAGUGAUAGAGCAAGCAGUGGGAAUAGCGCAAGCAGUAGUAAUGGAGAUGGGAACUCAAUGGCAUACGGAAGGAACCAGAGCAGGAAACCAAAUGCGAAGAAUUCAUUGCAUUUACGUAACUUAUCUUCAGAUAAAGAUUGUGAGGAAAACAAAUUAAAAGUUUCAUGUGGCCCUGAAUUUGGAACUAUGGGAAUGAGCAAAACUUCUGCGCAAAAGUCUAGUCAUUCUCUGCCAUCAUCGGAUGAUAUGAAAGCUGCAGAUCACCCUACCGAUUCUGAGUCUUCUACUGGAUCUGGAUCAAAAGCUCCUGAAGUGAUUAAGGAGAAACAUAGAGGUAUUUUCUCUUUCUUAGUAGUACCUGAAGAACGAGAUAUAGAAUAUUUUCUCUCAAGAUCCAUAUGCUGCUAUAAUGCUGCUAUGAAAGCAUUAAGUGAAGUUUCUACUAGUUGUUCAGAUAAGGAGUCCAUUGUUAAGAAGAAAGGAUGGGUAUGCAAUGAACUUGGUCGUUACAGGCUUGACAACAGAGAUCUGCGAAGUGCUGAACUUGCUUUUGCAGAUGCAAUACAGGCAUUCAUGGAAGUUUCAGAUUUCUCCAAUGUGGUUCUAAUAAACUGUAAUUUAGGUCAUGGAAGACGAGCUUUGGCUGAAUUGAUGGUGUCAACGCUAGAAAAUUAUAGGAAACAUGAAGCUUUGCGGAAAGCCUAUGAUCAGGCUUUUGAGACAGCAAAAUUGGAAUAUAGAGAGUCUCUGAAAUAUUAUGAUGCAGCGAAGUCAGUACUGGCUUUAGUCAAUGAAGAGGCAGGUUCCCUGUCAAGCUCUCUCAGGAAUGAAGUCUAUACUCAAUCUGCUCAUACAUAUCUUAGACUGGGAAUGCUUUUGGCCAGAGACAACGUAACUGCAGAGAUUUAUGCAAAUGAUAGCCUAGGAGAGAUAUAUGAGGGUUAUAAUUCGCUGAAAAAUGACAAAGUCUAUAAGAAGGAAGCAAGGAAGCGUGAGAUCUCAGCUAAUGAUGCCAUUCGAGAGGCUUUGCAUCUGUAUGAAUCACUUGGUGAGCUGCGUGGGCAGGAGUCUGCUUAUGCACAUUUUCAACUGGCUUGUUACCAUAGGGACUGCUGUUUCAAGAUGUUGGAUUCGGGGUGCAGUGAAAGUGGAAGUUCGAAAUCUGAAAACACUCAUAUGCAAAAGGUUAAGCGUUAUGCUUCUUUGGCAGAAAGGAAUUGGCAAAAGUCCAUAGAUUUCUAUGGUCCGAAGACACACCCUAUGAUGUAUUUGAAUAUUCUCAUGGAGCGAUCCGCUUUCUGCUUGAGGCUCUCCAGUGUUUUUUACUCAAAUACGAUGUUAGAUUCAGCUCUAUCCCAGCUUUUGGAGGGGCGAUUUGCUGCUGAAGGAGACAAACCUUUAGAACUCUCUCAUGAUGAAACUGAUGCAAUGUUUUGUAACCAGUUACAAAGACUACUGAAAAGCAUGUUGGCCAUGGCUUUAGCUGCAAAAAACACAAGCAAGUCUGAUGAUGCAAUGAGCAAUCGGGUUGGGGAUGUAAAGAAACUCAGGGAGCUCUAUAGAAUGUCACUGAAAAUGAGUGGGUUGGCAGAUUUGAAUGCUAUGCAUGAGUUAUGGACCUCUGAAUAAGAGCUGCACUCAACUGCUUUCUUGUUCUGUCAUUUUUACUAUUCAUUCUUGUGGUAAGAGGCUUCUCGCUGACGUGUUUCCAGUCGUUACUAUUCAAGAUGAGCUAAACAGCAUUGUUUACUGAUAUCUUACCUGUUGGACACCCUUAAGUUUGUUGAGAAUUAUAUUUAGAAUGCAUAUGUAAACCUCUCUAAGAGACGGGAAUGUAAAUAGAAAACAUCCCUAGGGAAAGCUUCACGGCCUGUUGGUCGGUGUAACAAUAAUGACAUUUGGCGAUAUGCCACCGCCUGUUUACUAAGAUCAUCAUAUAUUGUUAAGGCGUGCAUUCCA
Messenger RNA from Amborella trichopoda, 5168 nucleotides. RefSeq names its product erythroid differentiation factor-like protein. Gene Ontology annotation, biological process: positive regulation of DNA-templated transcription. The record is from RefSeq and is a predicted model, not a curated record. NCBI's taxonomy places the organism in Eukaryota, Viridiplantae, Streptophyta, Magnoliopsida, Amborellales, Amborellaceae.